Messenger RNA from Clupea harengus (Atlantic herring), 1029 nucleotides. It is a transcript of the gene isoc2, whose product is annotated as isochorismatase domain containing 2. NCBI's taxonomy places the organism in Eukaryota, Metazoa, Chordata, Actinopteri, Clupeiformes, Clupeidae. The record is from RefSeq and is a predicted model, not a curated record.
CGGCCGACUGCGUUAUAUUUAUGUCUGGAGGUCGGUAGUUCUGUAGUGUCAAUUUUACAAGAUAACUUAACAAACGCCACAUGUCCUCAGGUAUCUCGUCGAACGACUCGAGGCAGUUUUUGUUUUCAACCUCUAACGUGUCAUCGUGUUGGGAAUCACCUGUCUGGAAGCAGCGUUGGCUUGAGGAAGUCUUUGCAAAUAUAACUGAAUGUCAUUUUAGAACUUUCCAAUAAGAAAGGGGGGCGGAAACGUCCACUCUGUAAAUACCAGUUAAUCAGUCCCAACACCAGUGACUUGUCCUCGUCUAAACUAUUGGAUUGUGGUCAUCUUGUCGUCAGCAUGGGGAGCAUUGGAAGACUUUCGACCCAAGGAACUGUUCUGUUGCUUUGUGACAUGCAGGACAAAUUCCGUCCGACAAUUUUCCAGUUCACCAACAUUGUGAGCAACGCAGCUCGAGUACUUCAGGCUUGCCGGACUCUUGGCAUCCCUCCCAUCGUGACAGAACAGUAUCCCAAGGGGCUGGGUCCAACUGUGCCAGAGCUGGGGGCUUCAGACCUGAAGGCUUACGCUAAAACUAAGUUUUCCAUGCUGACUGAGGAGGUGCAGAGUGAGCUCAAGGCACUUGGGGAGCCGAAGAAGGCCAUCUUGUGUGGAAUUGAGGCUCAAGCAUGCAUUGCGUGCACAACCUUUGAUCUCCUGGAGAGAGGCAUAGAGGUGCAUAUUGUGGCAGAUGCCGUCUCUUCACGAAGCCAGACAGACCGGUUGUUUGCGCUGUCUCGUCUGAAGCAGAGUGGAGCUUUCCUCACCACAACUGAGGGACUUCUGCUGCAACUGGUGCAGGAUGCCAAGCACCCCAAUUUCAAAGAGAUCCAAAAGCUGCUGGCCCACCCCUCACCUGACACAGGCCUGCUGGGUUUAUUUAGCUCCCUGUGAUGAGCAGGAAGAGGCCUUUUUCACAACAAGUGCUUUCCACAUCGUUUUUGUGUGUGCUCUGCAAUAUGACACAGCAAUAAAACCUGUUUGUUGAGA